Pediculus humanus corporis (human body louse) is the source of this 558-nucleotide messenger RNA. RefSeq lists its product as uncharacterized. Bases 1 to 558 code for a protein of 185 amino acids. The record is from RefSeq and is a predicted model, not a curated record. NCBI's taxonomy places the organism in Eukaryota, Metazoa, Arthropoda, Insecta, Psocodea, Pediculidae. The transcript is spliced from 2 exons.
AUGUUCCCAGUUCAUUUCUUUAAGUCAGCCGCCCAGCCUAAGUUAGGAACCUCUUCGUGUAGUAAAGAUAUACGCUACACAUUAAGACAAAUGGAUUCAUCAAAACCCAGAGGAAAAGAACCGGAAAAAAUUGAUCCCCCAUUGAAAAAAGGGAAUGAUUCAUGUUUAAAACCUUUCACACGGCAAAAUUUACUUUAUUAUUAUGUUCCAGCUUUAGGAACUGCUAGCUACACAAUUUUAUCAAUCAAUGUCUUGAAUCCUUCUAUGCGAUUCAGAGAUUUAACCAAUAUAUUACUUGCAACCACACUUUUUGGCACUGGAUGUUAUCUGUACUCUAGACCACACAUUAAAGAAACAAGCAAACAUGCCAGAUAUGGUUUUUCAUCUCUCGGAUCGAUUAUGUUCAAUUUCAGUUCAGUUUUAUUAUGGGCUAUAUUGAGAAGUAUUUUGCCAGAAAAUGUUGCAGUAUGUAGUGCAGCUGGUUUAGCAUCAAGUUAUAUAUUAGUUAAAGGAGCUACAAAUUAUAUCCAAUUCGUAGAUCAAAAAUGUGCUAUGUAA